GAUGCAUUCCCUUGUGUGCGUGCGUGCAACUGUUAUUAGCUCAACCCAACCCCACCAUCCAACUCAUCUCAUAUAAAUCACAGUCAACUCAAUCGUGAAGCCCGAUAACUAUACCGAACAUGGCAGCAAACGGCGAGACACCCUCCAAGGUUGGCGUCAUCUCAAUCGGCGAUAUGGGCGUCGGCAUCGCUAAGCUCCUCGUCGCCAAAGGCUUCCGGGUCGCAACCAACGUCAAAGGCCGCAGUCAAGACACGAUCCAACGCGCCCGCGAAGCAACUGUGGAACUCAUAGACUCAGACCUGGACCUCGCGUCUCAGUGCGCCGUGAUCCUCUCCGUUGUCCCUCCCCGGGACGCCGAGGCGACGGCGGACCGCAUCGUCGACGCCCUCGCCGGCGCCUCGCGCAGCGUGCCCCUCUACUUCGUCGACAUGAACGCCGUCGCGCCCUCGACGUGCAAGUCCGUCGCCUCGUCCUUCGCCCGCGCCUGCGUCCCCGCCCGCUUCAUCGACGCCUGCAUCAUCGGCGCCCCGCCCCGGCCGAAAUCCGCCCCCAACGCCGGCACCAACGUCUCUUCCUCCUCGGCCCCACCGGGCGACGACGACGACGACGACGACGGCUGGUACGUCCCGGGGGUGCCCAUGUCCGGCCCGCACAAGCUGGCCGACCUCUCCCUUCCGGGGACAGAGGACCACGAGACGGAGACGUUCGGGGCCCGCCUCAGCGCCGUCCUCGGCGGGAACCACAUAUCGGCCGAGAUCGGUGCGGCGAGCGGCCUCAAGAUGUGCUUCGCCUCCAUGUCCAAGGGUUUUACCGCCAUCGCCACGCAGGCCUUUACGACCGCCCACCGGAUGGGCGUCCUGGACCAGCUGCGCGGCGAGCUGUCGGCGCGUCUGCCGAGCUACCUCGAAUUCGCCGAGAAGGGCGUCGUGACGAUGCCGCCCAAGGCGUAUCGCUGGGUCCGUGAGAUGGAGGAGAUCAGCAAGACGCACGCCGAGGAGGGCGGCUUCGGACCCGACCUGUUUGUGGGCGCUGCGGGUGUGUACAGGGCGGUAGCCGAGGACUCGCCGCUUGGAGGGGAGAAGAUUGGCAAGAGAAAGAGGGGCAUGACGGUGGAGGACGUGGCGGCGGCCAUAACUGAGGGGUUCGAAAGAAAGAAGAAGAAGACGGACUGAGGCUGGCUGGGGUACCUGCAGGGAAUUACGAGACAAGGAUAUCACAAUGGUCGACGACGUCAAAGUGAAGGGUGUUUCGUCCUGAGAAAUAGUUUCUAUUCAUUCACAUGUUGUUUUCCUUCACACACACACACACACAGCUCGCUCUGAACGCCGUUCAUGCUUAGAAGCAUAACAGAAACCAUGUCCUUCCAACCCCAAAUCCAAUGUUAUAAGCCCGCUCAAUCCUGAUGUUACAUCGCCGUCCACUGUACGCCAUAAAAUAAAUACUCCCUCAUGACAAGUUCAUCUGCAAGUUCGUUCCAUGAACC
Molecule: messenger RNA, 1483 nt
Organism: Colletotrichum destructivum
Lineage: Eukaryota; Fungi; Ascomycota; Sordariomycetes; Glomerellales; Glomerellaceae
Product: Putative 6-phosphogluconate dehydrogenase-like domain superfamily, NAD(P)-binding domain superfamily
Exons: 2
Coding region: 120-1172 (350 amino acids)
Molecular function (GO): oxidoreductase activity, acting on the CH-OH group of donors, NAD or NADP as acceptor
Source: RefSeq, a predicted model, not a curated record